Schistocerca piceifrons (Central American locust) is the source of this 1415-nucleotide messenger RNA. RefSeq names its product tRNA (adenine(58)-N(1))-methyltransferase catalytic subunit TRMT61A (gene Trmt61). Bases 135 to 1028 code for a protein of 297 amino acids. The transcript has a single exon. NCBI's taxonomy places the organism in Eukaryota, Metazoa, Arthropoda, Insecta, Orthoptera, Acrididae. Gene Ontology annotation, cellular component: tRNA (m1A) methyltransferase complex; nucleus. Gene Ontology annotation, biological process: tRNA methylation. The record is from RefSeq and is a predicted model, not a curated record.
CAACGCGCAAAGUUGACAAGUACAAAAACACGUGUGUAAUAUGUAAACAGUUGUUGAGGACGAAGUUAUUUGAGUUGGUGUUGUGUGUUCCGUAGGAGUAAGUGUUGAGAAACAGUGUUUACCACACAACGAAAAUGAGUUUCGCACGCUUCAAAGAAGUGAUAGAAGAAGACGAUACCGUUAUACUUUAUGUAAACGUUAACAGUAUGCAUGCAUUGAAAGUGACACCACAAAUAAAAAAUAAAAAUGGGGCUCUUGUGUCAAAUGUUUUCCAAACUGUUUAUGGCGCAUUAAAAGUAGAUUCUCUAAUUGGUAAAAAAUUUGGAAGCAAAGUUAAAUUAACUAAAGGAUGGGUAUACGUACUUCACCCAACACCGGAAUUGUGGACUCUAACUUUACUUCAUAGGACACAAAUCAUAUACACACCGGAUAUUAGCAUGAUAAUUUUUCAGUUGGAGCUAAAGCCGGGAAGCAUAGUUAUUGAAGCAGGAACUGGAAGUGGCUCGCUCUCUCACGCCUUGAUCCGAACAAUAAAACCAUCAGGACAUUUGUUUACAUAUGAUUUUCAUGCUGCGAGAGUCGACGUAGUUCGGGAAGAGUUUAAGGAACAUGGUUUGUCAGAGUAUGUAUCUGUUGAACACCGUGAUGUCUGUGAGGAUGGUUUCGGGGCAGCUGUUACAAAUCGUGCAGACGCCGUAUUCCUUGACUUGCCAAAGCCUUGGGAUGCAGUACCUUAUGCUGUUGCGGCUUUUAAAAAAAUCGGCGGCAGAUUUGUAUCGUUUUCACCGUGUAUAGAGCAAGUGCAAAACACUUGCAAGGCUUUGAGUGAGAAUGGAUUUUUCGAGAUAGUGACAAUGGAAUGUUUGCUUAAAGAACUGAAUGUGCAAGUACGUGCCAUGCCCAUUUUGAAUAUAGGAGCAAAAGAAACAACCUCGCAAAAAACUUACAAUACUGCUUCACCUGGACUUUCAGUGUGUGGACAUUCUGGCUACAUUACAGCAGCGACACUACCACCUCGCCAAGACUGAGUUGUUUACUGCACUGUAGUGAACGUCAUAAGUGGUAAGACGUAUAAAUUUUUCAGGGGAACAGUGGCUGUUUAACCACAAUCAGUGGUAGAAAAUGGAUUAGUAUUUUCUCUCAACAAAAUUUUUUUUAAAUGGCUGACAACCCGAUCGACUAAAAGUUGUUAAAAUGUAUAAACUGUAAUAAGUCUUCGAAUUUGUUUAGUAGUCAUUUGGUUUCCGAUACUGAUAGUUAUCUAAGCGCCAGAGAACAGUUAUGAAAUAAGUUAAAAGUCAUGAGCAUUGUAUGAAGUAGUAGAAAUAUACGAUUGUGAAAGGAAUAAAGCAGUGUUUCCUUAACCUAUCAGUAUAAAAUAUACAGACUGAACUGAGUUCAGUAACAAACUAGAA